CAUUCUUCCAUGGAAAUCUUCACUUAAACUGAAUUUCACCUAAUCUUUGUUUUAUGAUUUCGUCAGCUCCCACCUCCGAAGCUCUCAACAUCGUCAAAUCCGUGAGCUUGAGUGACUAAUGUCUUCCCUACUCAGUAUCGGCCAGAAAUUGAAGGGAAGAACUAAUACUUAUACAGUCAGCAAAAAAUUAUAUGAGUUUGUUUUUCUAGCACAAGAUUCGACAAAACAAAAUGUCAUUGUUAAGAGUAUACGUGGUCACUGGCGACUACAAAACGAAGCAGAUGUUCUCAAACGGUUCCAAUCUAGAGCGCCGUCUCUCAGACCGCUGAUCGAUGAGAUUGUUGAUCCUAUUGAUCCGCCAACCAUUGUUCUCAAACAUUUAGACGACGAUCUCAUGACUGAAACUUACAAGAAAAGACUUACAAAGCCUGAACUCAAAUUCGUCGCCAGAAGAGUGUUGGAAGCUUUGCAAGUUUUGCACGAAGAUGGUUACGUUCAUACCGAUGUGAAACCGGAUGAUAUUCUCAUAAAUCAUGGGAACGGCAAUGAACGCUUUUCUGAAGCCCAGCUUGCUGAUCUUGGAGAGGUUCUCCUCGGUAUGCCGUGGGGGACAUCAUCUGAUAUUUGGUCUUUCGGUUGUUCGAUAUUGAUGCUUAUUUACGGCGAUCACUAUCCAUUCAAUCCUCGAAAUGGGGGUGCUGAAGUCGAUGAUGACGAGUAUGAUUUUGGGAACGCGAUUGUUUUAGCAAUGAAAGCAGUGCCACCCGAGAAAAUGAAGCCAUUACCCAUGAUUACGCAGAAGGAGAUUCCCAAGGUUGAUAAUAUUUUCCUGCAAAAGGUUCUCAAGUUGAAUCCGCGCGAUCGACCGACUGCAAAGCAGAUCUUGGAUGAUGAGUGGUGGGAAACUGAAUAG
This is a messenger RNA of Botrytis byssoidea, 913 nucleotides long. RefSeq lists its product as uncharacterized. Lineage: Eukaryota; Fungi; Ascomycota; Leotiomycetes; Helotiales; Sclerotiniaceae. The record is from RefSeq and is a predicted model, not a curated record. Bases 119 to 913 code for a protein of 264 amino acids. The transcript is spliced from 6 exons. Gene Ontology annotation, molecular function: ATP binding; protein serine/threonine kinase activity. Gene Ontology annotation, cellular component: cytoplasm. Gene Ontology annotation, biological process: protein phosphorylation.